Molecule: messenger RNA, 1736 nt
Organism: Rhinichthys klamathensis goyatoka
Lineage: Eukaryota; Metazoa; Chordata; Actinopteri; Cypriniformes; Leuciscidae
Product: zinc finger protein OZF-like
Exons: 3
Coding region: 97-1326 (409 amino acids)
Biological process (GO): regulation of transcription by RNA polymerase II
Molecular function (GO): RNA polymerase II cis-regulatory region sequence-specific DNA binding; DNA-binding transcription factor activity
Source: RefSeq, a predicted model, not a curated record
AAGAAGAAGAGAAGUGAGCGAGGGAAGGAAGCAAAAACAUGAGAGAAGUGAAACACAGCCGUUCAUUCUGCUCUAAACCUGCUGUGUUUCAGACGGAUGAAUUACUUCAGGAGAACUAGUGUAAAGAUGGAGAUUAAGGAAGAACCCUGCAGAGUAAAAGAUGAAGAAACAGAGGAACAAAUAGACCUGAUGAAAGUGAAUGAAGACAAACAGCACCAUUUCACAAAUGAAGAUGGAAAAGUGACAUAUAAUAAUGAAGAAAAACCUCAUUUCAAAAAUGAAGAUGGAAAUGCAGUCAUUUCAAAGACUGAAGAGAAUUUCACACAGAAAAAAGCUGGAAAAUCUGGAGUAAAAGGAUUUUUCACCUGUUCAGAGUGUGGAUUGUUUUACGUGCAUGAAUCAGACCUUAAGAAACACAUGAGAAUUCACACGGGAGAAAAUCUGGUCACUUGCAUUCACUGUGGAAAGAGUUUUACAUAUAAAUCAGAGCUUAAGAGACACAUGAGAAUUCACACGGGAGAGAAUCCAGUCACCUGUUCUGAGUGUGGAAAGAGUUUCAUACAUAGAGGACACCUAAAUGUCCACAUGAGAGUUCACACUGGAGAAAGACCGUUCACAUGCACUCAGUGUGGAAAGAGUUUCAGUCGCAAAGAGGACUUAAAUGUGCACACGAGAGUUCACACUGGAGAAAAACCGUUCACAUGCACACAGUGUGGAAAGAGUUACACAUCCAAAAACGUUCUCACCACUCAUCUGCGCCGUCACUCUGAUGUGAGAUCAUUCAGCUGUGAUCAGUGUGAUAAAACAUUUGUUUUGGCAUCAGGCUUAAAAACGCACCUUAAAACUCAUACUGGUUUAAAGCCUCACUUUUGUUCUCUAUGUGGAAAGUGUUUUACACGACUGCACAAUUUAAAAGAGCAUGAGCGUAUUCAUACUGGUGUGAGACCUCAUGUUUGCUCUGACUGUGGGAAGACCUACUCUUCAUUCGCUUCCUUAAAAGUACACCUGCGAGUUCAUACUGGAGAGAAACCGUACAAGUGCUCAAACUGUGGAAAGAGCUUUGCUCGGUCAGAAUCCUUGAAAAUUCAUGAGAGGGUUCAUACUGGAGAGAAGCCACAUCAGUGCUCUUCAUGUGGAAGGAGUUUCACUAGGUCAGAAUCCUUGAAAACUCAUGAGAGAGUUGUUCAUACUGGAGAGAAACCACACCAGUGCUCUUCAUGUGGGAGGAGGUUCACCAGAUUAUUUAGUCUACAGACUCAUAAGAAAAAACGUUGCCCGAAGGUGAAUGAGCAAAUGUUCAUGUUCAGAUCCAUCACUCACAAAUAAUACAUUAACAAGGAAAUAAUUUAACAUUCCGAUUAAUCAUUAAUGUUGGAUAAUUUGCUAAAACCGCUCACCCACACGAUGCCAUACACGCUAUCUGCCCUGUACAGUGAAAACCAGGAUUCAUCCGUGAAGAGAACACCUCUCCAAAGUGCCAGACACCAUCGAAUGUGAGCAUUUGCCCACUCAAGUUGGUUACGACGACAAACUGCAGUCAGGUCGAGACCCCGAUGAGAACGACGAGCAUGCAGAUGAGCUUCCCUGAGACGGUUUCUGACAAUUUGUGCAGAAAUUCUUUGGUUCUGCAAACCGAUUGUUGCAGCAGCUGUCCGGGUGGCUGGUCUCAGACGAUCUUGGAGGUGAAGAUGCUGGAUGUGGAGGUCCUGGGCUGGUGUGGCUACACGUGGUCUGCG